Pelobates fuscus (common spadefoot toad) is the source of this 1827-nucleotide messenger RNA. It is a transcript of the gene CLDN18, whose product is annotated as claudin 18. Gene Ontology annotation, cellular component: bicellular tight junction; plasma membrane. Bases 159 to 929 code for a protein of 256 amino acids. Gene Ontology annotation, molecular function: structural molecule activity. NCBI's taxonomy places the organism in Eukaryota, Metazoa, Chordata, Amphibia, Anura, Pelobatidae. The record is from RefSeq and is a predicted model, not a curated record. The transcript is spliced from 5 exons. Gene Ontology annotation, biological process: bicellular tight junction assembly; cell adhesion.
AUACAUGCCCACAAUGAAGGCGAAACCCAGCUAUCUUAUGAAAACAUAUUGAGCAAACAAAGCAAGAGGAGAAAGAGGUGGUGAUAGCUGCCCUUGAGAAAGGGAGUCCAGUAGAGCAGAAGCAACAGAAAGAACAAGCUGGGAUUUUUCACGCCAUCAUGUCGGUUACAAUGUGCCAAACCUUGGGCUUUGUUGUCUCAGCCCUGGGCUUCGCUGGGAUCAUCGCAGCAACUGUACUGGACAUGUGGAGUACACAAGAUCUCUAUGAUAACCCAGUGACUGCAGUAUUCCAGUAUCAGGGUCUGUGGAGAAGCUGUGUAAGGCAGAGUUCUGGAUUUACGGAGUGCCGACCUUACUUUACCAUUCUCGGCUUACCAGCUAUGUUCCAGGCAUGCAGAGCCCUGAUGAUUGUAGGGAUUGUAUUAGGGGCUAUUGGUUUGCUUAUUUCAAUCUUUGCACUGAAGUGUAUCCGAAUUGGUAGCAUGGAAGACUCAGCCAAAGCCAACAUCACUUUGACUGCUGGUAUCAUGUUCAUCAUAGCAGGAUUGUGUUCCAUUAUUGGAGUUUCAGUAUUUGCAAACAUGUUGAUAACAAACUUCUGGAUGACCACGGCUAGCAUGUACACUGGGGGUGCCAUCAGUGGAAUGGGAGGUAUGGGAGGCAUGCAGACUCUACAGACAAGAUACACAUUUGGCUCUGCACUUUUUGUUGGAUGGGUGGCCGGUGGUCUGGCACUAGUUGGUGGGGUCAUGAUGUGCAUAGCAUGCAGGGGACUAACGCCUGAGGAAACAACGUACAAGGGUGUUUCCUACCAUGUGUCUGCCAAGAGCCCAGGAUACAAGACAUCAGCCUAUGAAGACAAGAGUAAAAAAUCAAUUUAUAAUGAAUCUCGACGCAGUGAUGCUCCUUCAAAAUUUGAUUAUGUGUAAUACUAUCAAGGCAUUGCCCAUUUAUCUGUCAUGACAGAGUGUUAUUCGGUAUAAUUUAGGGAGCCUUGUGUAUUGAGCAGUGUAAUAUGAGACAUGGUUUAGAGCUUGAAGACAACACAGUUUUGUAAACUUGGACAAUUACUUUUGACAACACAAUUUACACAAUUUACAUUUCUAAAGUAAUAUUUUAUAACUAAUAUUCAAUUUCUACCUUUCAAUUGUUCUUCCGCACUUAUAUUUACAUAUAAGACUUGGGGGAAUGUUCUUUAAAGAAAAUCGUUCUUCCUACCUAAGUUCCAUAUAUGUUUCAGACUGAGAAUUCCUAAAUAUUAGACACUUUUUUCCUUGUCGAUCAAUAUAUUUUAUUCACCCAUAUUCAUGUUAUGGAAUAGCUGAUGGUGGUGAUGGAAAAUAUUCUUUUUUAGAACCAGUUUAGAAUAGAAUACUCAACUUUAAUAUCCAUCGUUCUCCUCCAACAAGACCUACUUGGAGAUUAUGACAUGUUUUAUCUUUAUAUGAACGUCUGUAUUGUUUUGAUGUACUGUAUUCCAAUUAUAUCAAACAAUUUCCUAUUUUUCUAUGUAUUUCUUCUGAUGAUAUUGAUAAAAGGUUCAGCCACUUAAAUUACAUGUAAAAGGGAGAAUCAAUCUUGGGGGGUAGUAGUCAACUUACAUUGAGCUUAAUAAAUUGUCAACAAACACAUUUCAUUGCACGUGAUACACGUCUUGCAUUUGAAAUUAGGUAGACGUAUGUGCAGGAUUCCUGAGUGAGAUCUCUACAGAGUCAUCUUAACAACAUGUUAGAAUAAAAAAAGUGAUACAUAGAAAGCCACAAUCUUAUAGUGAAACAAGAAUUGUUAAAAAAACAGCAAAUUGAAAAAAAAAUCAUAUUUACGAUA